AUUUUAACGCUACGCGGCCUUUCCUCUCACAAAAGGAACCCUCUCCGGCCGGCUUGUGUCACUCACCUUACUGCCCUGCUUGGCCUAAUUUAUGAAUGAGAGACUCAGUUUCAGACCCUUCGGCCAUUCGCUCUUCUCUGUGCUUCUCCUACAAAGUGUUCCAGGGAAAAUAUCUUUCGAGCUCGAUUUCCUUCUCUUCCAUCCCUUGCCCUAAUUGACCUUUUCCGACGCAAAGAUCUAUCUUGUCCGUACGCCUUUGGAAACAGAAAGCUUCUGCUGCUCUGGGAAAGUUACAAGCAUGUUUGGUUCGACAAACCCUUUUGGGCAGUCAUCUUCGAGCCCGUUUGGCUCCCAGUCAGUUUUUGGGCAGACCAAUGCAUCAAAUAGCAAUCCUUUUGCCCCAAAGCCAUUUGGUAGUACAACACCAUUUGGCUCACAAGCAAGUAGUUCCCUGUUUGGAGGCACUUCGACUGGUGUAUUUGGUGCAUCUCAAUCUUCAUCUCCUUUCUCCUCAACAACCACCUUUGGUGCUUCUUCUUCACCAGCCUUUGGUAGUUCAAUGCCUGCUUUUGGAUCAUCUUCAACUCCAGCUUUUGGUAAUUCAUCUUCAUCAUUUGCUGGGUCGUCUGUUUUUGGCCAAAAGCCUGUUUUUGGAGGCUUUGGGUCUACCACUCAAACAAGUCCUUUUGGAAGUGCUGGACAACCUUCACAACCAGCAUUUGGGAGCAGCAUAUUUGGUUCUUCAACACCUUUUGGUGCAUCAUCUCAGCCAACAUUUGGCUCCACGAGCACCCCUGCUUUUGGUUCUACAAGCACCCCUGCAUUUGGUUCUACAAGCACCCCUGCAUUUGGUUCUACAAGCACUACAACAUUUGGUGCAGCUAGCAACCCCGCAUUUGGUUCAACUUCAAGUCCAACUUUUGGCGGCACAGGGAGUGCAUUUGGUGUAAGCUCCCCUAUGUUUGGAGCUGGUGGAGGAUUUGGAGCAUCAAGUACCUCUUUAUUUGGUUCUUCAACCACUCCAGCAUUUGGCACUACGAACACUCCUGCAUUUGGGGCAUCUAGUGCUACUGCUUUUGGUGCUCCUAGUACUCCUUCCUUUAGUUUCGGUUCCUCUCAAACUUUUGGUCAGUCUACUUCAGCAUUUGGCAGCAGUCCAUUUGGAAGCACUUCACCUUUUGGUGGACAGAGUUCUCCAUUUGGAUCUCAGACCACUUCUUCAGCUUUUGGAAGUACUGGAAUUGGGCAGCCUGGUUUUGGGGGUCAACGGGGUGGGAGUAGAGUUGCUAAUUAUACACCAACGGCUGAAGCAGAUGGCGGCACCUCUGGACAAACUGCUAAAUUGGAGUCCAUAUCAGCCAUGCCUAUUUACAAAGAAAAAAGCCAUGAGGAGCUAAGAUGGGAGGACUAUCAAAUUGGAGACAAAGGUGGGCCUCUCAGUUCUGCUCAGUCAACUGGCUUGGCUGGCUUUGGUUCAACCACCACCCAGACAAACACAUUUGCUCCUUCUCCAUCUUUUGGUCAAUCGGCUGCUAAUCCUUUCUCUACCUCAACCCCGUCUAAUCCAUUUGCAGCAAAGAGUUCAGCAUUUAGUACUGGCUUUGGAACAUCAUCAACUCCUGCCUUCAGUUCAUCAGCAUUUGGUACUUCGACAUCAGCAGCACCGCCUUCUAUUUUUGGAUCAUCAACAUCUACAUUUGGAGCUAACUCUCCAUCACCUCUGUUUAGUUCUUCACCUGCUCUGGGCACAUCCUCGCCAUUUGGUUCAAGCAUAAAUUUUGGCAACACUCAGUCAUCGAAUCUAUUCAGUUCUGCAGUGCCUACAAUUGCACAACCAGGUUCUGCUUUUGGACAGGGUACCUCCCUGUUUGGACAGAAUGCAUCCGCAUUUAGUCAAUCAAACUUGUUCAGUUCACCUUCUGCUGGACUUGGUGGAAACAUGUUCUCAAGCAGUGCAUCGCUCACUUCCAGCAAUCUGGCGGGCUUUGGUCAAACAGCACCAUCACUUUCAACACCUUUCCAAACAGGACAAGCAGCUCAAACUAGUGGUACUUUUGCAUUCAGUAAUUUUGGUCAGACACAACCUGUUGGUGUAAGUAGCUAUGGUGGCACCCCGGGCAUAUUUGGUCAGAGUAACCUUGGACUCUCGUCUUCUGCCCAGAGCACGGCAGUUGUGCAAGCAGCACCCAUUUCAAAUCCAUUUGGAACACUUCCUGCUAUGCCUCAGAUGAUGAUUGGUCGAGCUGGAACUGCUCCAUCAAUUCAAUAUGGAAUUUCUAGCAUGCCUGUUGUAGACAAACCUCCUCCUGUUAAAAUAUCAUCCUUAUUGACAUCUCGGCACCUCUCACAAAGACGGAUCAAGUUUCCUGUCAGGAAAUAUCAUCCUAAAAAUGAUGGACCAAGGGUUCCAUUCUUUAGUGAUGAUGAAGAUACACCAGCAACACCAAAGGCUGAUGCUCUUUACAUUCCCAGGGAAAAUCCAAGGGCGCUGGUCAUUUGUCCAACAGAACAGUGGCCUAUUAAAGCUUAUUCUGAGAAAGCAUCCUCGUCUAGGGAUAGAUCCACUGCAGUGAAUGAGAAUGGAGUUAACACUAAAGAAGCAUGUACUGCACCUACUACUGAUAGGACCAACUCACAGGAAAAAGGGACUGAAAAUGGCUUUGUUAAAGAGCAAGGUGAGCCUUCUAGAUCAGAGCAGACGUCCAAUGGGAUUAAGGAAGAUCACUCUCUUCCAAAAGGGAAUACAUAUAUGACACUCAGCGGUCACAGAGCUGGUGAGGCUGCUAUUGUGUAUGAGCAUGGAGCUGACAUCGAGGCUUUGAUGCCAAAGCUUCGUCAAUCAGAUUACUACACACUACCUCGAAUUCAGGAAUUGGCAGCCAAGGAAAGAGCUGAACCUGGAUUCUGCAGUCGUGUCAAGGACUUUGUAGUUGGAAGGCAUGGAUAUGGCUGUAUUAAGUUCUUUGGAGAGACAGACGUAAGACGGCUCGAUCUGGAUUCUCUUGUGGAAUUCAACUAUCGUGAAGUGGUUGUCUACAAGGAUGAUGCUAAGAAGCCUCCUGUUGGUCAAGGGCUCAAUAAGCCAGCUGAGGUAACACUACUCAACAUAAAAUGUCUGGACAGAAAAACUGGACGGGAGUAUAUUGAAGGACCAAAGGUCGAGAAGUACAAGGAAAUGCUCAAGAAGAAGGCCGAGGACCAAGGUGCCGAGUUUGUAUCGUACGAUCCCACCAAAGGAGAGUGGAAGAUCAGGGUUCACCACUUCAGUGGGUACAAGAUGGUAGAUGAAGGUGACAGUUGGGAUAAGUGUUAGACAAAUUAGAUUCGGUGUAGAUCUGUGAUAUGUGUAAGUCUACGACGGGGUAGCAUAACCUUUGUAUGUUGCCAACACUGAAUUUUGCUUUUAAUUUACUUGUACAUUUUGCUGGAUCAUAUUGUUACAAUUUGAGCGGACAUGGUUUUUUGUGUGUGUUUCUUGUUGCGUACUAUUAUGAAAGGGUGGAUUCUUAGUUGUUUUA
Molecule: messenger RNA, 3518 nt
Organism: Prosopis cineraria
Lineage: Eukaryota; Viridiplantae; Streptophyta; Magnoliopsida; Fabales; Fabaceae
Product: nuclear pore complex protein NUP98A
Exons: 13
Coding region: 299-3313 (1004 amino acids)
Biological process (GO): RNA export from nucleus; protein import into nucleus; post-transcriptional tethering of RNA polymerase II gene DNA at nuclear periphery
Cellular component (GO): nuclear pore; nuclear pore cytoplasmic filaments
Molecular function (GO): structural constituent of nuclear pore
Source: RefSeq, a predicted model, not a curated record